GCACUUUAGUCACUUCCUCUCUGUCCUAGGAGCGUGGUAAAGAUGGCGGAGCCAAACUCUGUCCCGAGUGAUCUCUAUAAAUGCGUUUAUUCGUUCCUGCUGGAGAACAAGUUCACCAAGGCGGCUCAGCAGUUCCUCAAGCAGACUAAAGUUAUUCCACAAGAUCAAAAUGAAGAAAGUCUGGUCAACAUCUACAACUUCUGGGUGAAGUCUCCUGAGGCCAGGAAACGGAAAGCAGCUCCAGCAUCAGUUAAUGGACCAUCAGCCAAGAAGGCCAGGCCCAGCGCAGAAAGCUCCAGCAGUGAGGACUCAAGUGACUCUGAGGAGGAGAAGAAGGCUCCUGUAAAGACUGCUCUUAAGGCUGCGCCUGCUGCUGCAGCGGGUAGCAGCACGAGGAAGAAGGACAACAGCUCUAGCAGCGAAGAGUCAGACUCUGAAGAUGAGCAACCUGCCAAAGCUCCUGCAGCGAAAGUCGUCACAGCAGCCAAAGCAGUUGCUUCUGCUCAGAAGAAGCAGGAGAGCAGCAGUGAAGACAGCUCCUCUGAUUCUGAGGAUGAACCACCAGCAAAGGCUCCUGCUAAAGCUGCUCCAGUAAGCAAAGCUGCAGCUCCAGUAAACAAAGCUGCAGCUCCUGCUGAAUCCAGCAGUGAAGACUCUUCAUCUGAAGAUGAAACUCCACCAAGCAAAAAACCCAAACCAGGACCGUACAGCGCCGUCCCUCCUCCUGCCUCCAUCCAGAAAGCUCCUGCUGCAGCUGCUGCUAGCAAAGCCAAGGCCAGUGAGUCCUCAGAGAGCAGCGAUGACAGUAGUGAUGAAGAGGAGAAGAAGAAGGCGGCUGUAAAACCUGCUCCUGUGAAGAAAACCACCACAAAACCUGCAGCGACCAAACCUGCAGCAAAGAAGCAAGAGUCCAGUUCAGAGAGCUCCGAUUCAAGCUCAGAUGAAGAAGAAGCCAAGAAGCCUGCGGCUAAAGCAGCCCCGGCUAAAGCAGCCCCGGCUAAAACAAUCCCGGCUAAAGCAGCCCCGGCUAAAGCAGCCCCGGCUAAAGCAGCCCCAGCUAAAGCAGAAGACUCUGAGGAAGACUCAAGUUCAGAUGAGGAGGAAGAGAAGGUGAAGAAACCUGCAGCAAAGACUCCUCCUGCCAAACCUGCUGCUGCUACUAAAGCUGCUGCGUCCAUCACUCCUGCUAAAAAGGAUUCCUCCUCUUCCUCAGAGGAUUCCAGCUCAGAGGAGGAACAGAAGGCGGUUAAAAAACCAGCAGCCAAAGCUCCAUCUGCAAAAACCGCUGCAGCACAGAAAGACGAGACCUCGAGUUCAGAAAGCAGCUCUGAAGAUGAGGCUCCAGCAAAGCCGCCCACCAAGGCCGUGACCCCGAAGGCCCAGCCUGCUGCCUCUAAAUCCCCUGCCAAGGCAGCAGAGACGAGCUCAGACUCGGAGGAUUCCUCUGACGAAGAGGACGAAUCCCCAAAAUCUAAGCCUGCUGCUAAAGCAGCUGCUGCUGCCCCUAAACCAGCUGCCCCAAAACUCGCUGCCCCAGCUGCAAAGCCUGCUGCAGCAGCAGACAGCAGCUCCGACUCCUCCUCUGAAGAUGAUGAGCCGGCGAAGACCAAACAAACAGCCCCUAAAGUGGCAACACCAGCUUCAAAAGCUUCAACUCCUGCAGCCAAACCUGCAACAGCAGCAGAGAGCAGCUCAGACUCUGACUCAUCAGACGAAGAAGAAGAGCCAGUUAAGGCUAAGCCAGCGUCAAAACCUGGAACACCUGCAGCCAAGGCAGCUACCCCAGCCUCAAAGCCUGCAGCUAAAAUUGCUUCUAAAACUGCAGCUGGCACAUCAAAGCCUUCAACACCUGCAGGAAAACCUGCAGCAGAAAGCAGUUCUGACUCUGACUCUUCUUCUGAAGAUGAAGAACCAGCCAAGGCUAAACCAACAGCAACUAAAGCACCUACCUCAGCCUCAAAGCCUACAGCUAAAACUGCAGCAGAAAGCAGUUCUGACUCUGACUCUUCUUCUGAAGAUGAAAAACCAACCAAGGCUAAAAUUACAGCAACUAAAACAUCUGCCCCAGCCUCAAAGUCUGCAGCUAAAACUGCUGCUAAAACUGCAGCUGGCACAUCAAAGCCUGCAACACCUGCAGGAAAACCUGCAGCAGAAAGCAGUUCUGACUCUGACUCUUCUUCUGAAGAUGAAGAACCAGCCAAGGCUAAACUUACAGCAACUAAAGCACCUACCCCAGCUUCAAAGUCUGCAGCUAAAACUGCAGCUGGCACAUCAAAGCCUGCAACACCUGCAGGAAAACCUGCAGCAGAAAGCAGUUCUGACUCUGACUCUUCUUCUGAAGAUGAAAAACCAACCAAGGCUAAAAUUACAGCAACUAAAACAUCUGCCCCAGCCUCAAAGUCUGCAGCUAAAACUGCUGCUAAAACUGCAGCUGGCACAUCAAAGCCUGCAACACCUGCAGGAAAACCUGCAGCAGAAAGCAGUUCUGACUCUGACUCUUCUUCUGAAGAUGAAGAACCAGCCAAGGCUAAACUUACAGCAACUAAAGCACCUACCCCAGCUUCAAAGUCUGCAGCUAAAACUGCAGCUGGCACAUCAAAGCCUGCAACACCUGCAGGAAAACCUGCAGCAGAAAGCAGUUCUGACUCUGACUCUUCUUCUGAAGAUGAAGAACCAGCCAAGGCUAAACCAACAGCAACUAAAACAUCUUCCCCAGCCUCAAAGCCUACAGCUAAAACUGUCGCUGGAGCAUCAAAGCCUGCGACACCUGCAGGAAAACCUGCAGCAAAACCUGCAGCAUCCUCUGAAAGCAGCUCUGACUCUUCCUCUGAAGAUGAAGAAGCAGCUAAACCCAAAGCUGCAGUGACCAAAGCAGCAACCCCGGCCUCAAAGGCUGCCGCCUCAAAGCCUGCUACUCCUGCUACUCCUGCAGCAAAAACUGGUAAAACAAAGAGCAGCUCAGAGUCUGACAGCUCCGACUCAGAAGAAGAGGCCUCUCCUGCUAAACCUGCAGCCACCAACGGCAAAGCAGCGACUCCUAAAGCUGCAGCUACAGUGGCAAAGGCAACUGGUAAGCCUGCUGAGUCUUCGUCCAGUGACAGCAGCUCUGAGGAGGAAGCAGCCUGUAAAACUAGUCAAGUUAAAGCUGCUGCUGCAGCAAAGAGCAAGACGAUGGCGGCAGCCAAAGCCGAGGAGAGCAGCAGCUCCUCAGACAGUUCCUCAGAAGACGAAGCUCCGCGGAAAGCAGCCACGGCUCCCCCCACUCCCACAGCCAACAAUACAAAUGGAAAGAGGAAACGUGAUGAAGAGUCAUCAGAAAGUGAAGAGGAGGAAGAGGCAGCUGUAAAGACGCCAAAAAAUAAGAAAGUAACGACCACACCGCAGACUUUCCCCAAAGCCAACAAGAAGUCCACCAACGUACCGUUUCGUAGAAUAGUCGAAGAACGCGUAGAAGUCGAUCCCCGACUGGCAGAUAACUCCUUUGAAGCUAAGCAUGGAGCCAACGGAGACUGGGGACAGAGAGCUAAUGAGGCUCUCAAGUUUACCAAAGGAAAGUCAUUCCGCCACGAAAAGACGAAAAAGAAGAGAGGGAGCUACCGCGGCGGAGCCAUUUCCACCUCAGUCAACUCCAUCAAGUUUGACAGUGAUUGAUCUCUCUUAAUCCAGCUGUAACCCAGCUGUGUGCUCAGGAAUCUGUUGUUUGGUCCCUCAGCCCUUGGAGAUGGUCUGCGCAUCACCUGAGCAACUGAGCCCAGCUGGCACUUAAUGUACUCAUCUACCUUUGGUCUUUGAUCUGAUUCAAGGUGUGAUAUUACUUAUGGCCACUAGGUGGCUGCAGGCCGCCAAUUGAUGGUACAGAGCUGAAGCUUAUGUUAACCUGCCCCUCUGUCUCAAACGAUUUGUGUCCUGUAACUUUCAUUCUAUAGGUUUAAUUGUGAAUUAUCUCUCAGUGAAUGAUAUCCAUCCGACCUAUCAGGCUCAGUAUGUGGUUAUUUUUUUUUUUUUUGUAAUGGAUCUGAGGUAUUGUUAAAUUUAGAUUUGGAGCAGUGAGUGUUUGGGCUUUUUUUCCCCUCUUACAAUCACAGUAAACAUUAAAGUUUUAUACUGUAUUUAUAGUCAAAUUUUAUUCCAGGUGGGAUUGUUAGAGCCACCAAUUUCUGCUCCAUGCCUUUUCUAAAGGAACUUUUGUUUUGAUCCUGUUUGUUUUGAUGUGAGGAUGCUCAUGUUAACCCUCCACGUUUUUCAUUAGUGAUGAUGAAUUAUUAGUAAAACUGAGAGCCAUCUUUUCAGUGUAAUGUUGAAGCUUCUGUUUUUUUUUUUAUUCUUUUAACUUUAAAUAAAAAUCUAACAAUAAAAUAUUUGCGUUGA
Messenger RNA from Xiphophorus couchianus (Monterrey platyfish), 4368 nucleotides. It is a transcript of the gene nolc1, whose product is annotated as nucleolar and coiled-body phosphoprotein 1. The transcript has 13 exons. The coding region runs from base 43 to 3651 and encodes 1202 amino acids. NCBI's taxonomy places the organism in Eukaryota, Metazoa, Chordata, Actinopteri, Cyprinodontiformes, Poeciliidae. Gene Ontology annotation, molecular function: protein binding. The record is from RefSeq and is a predicted model, not a curated record. Gene Ontology annotation, cellular component: nucleolus; nucleoplasm.